CACUUUUGCACAGCAAAGGCAUCCCUAAAGGCUCCGCUGUGAUCAUUCACACCGCUAAAGUCCAGCAUGCUUUUGGUGGAUAUAUAAAUGCAUGCAAGAAUAAACUGAAAAACAAAUUUCAACGACUUUUCAUUGAAAUUAAACUGUUUCCAUCACCCAUUGCCUUUAUUAAUGAUUUAUUUUUAACAGUGUUUUGUCAAGAAUCGGAGGCUUUUACCGGAUGUGCAUCCCGAGUUAAAUUUGAGCAACUUUACUAAAAAGUGUAAACCGUGUGGAUAUCAGGAAGAGCUGCACAACCUUGAAUGAAGGACUGAAAUAGCUGCUAUUAGAGAUGGACUUCGCCUCGGAUUAAAAGGAGGAGUUAAAAACGAGAUCAUGGUCAACCUUCGUAUUAUUUCCCCUGAACCGCUUUGCUAUUCAUAGAUAGCUGUGAGAGAUUUCCCUGGCAAGACGUGUGGAAAAUGGCACAUGCAGGUGCCACCUUACUGUCAGUGAUUGUGCUGCUGGCUUUGCUGCCCCAAGCUCGCCCGUGUCCACGCCCGUGUGCCUGCUACCAGCCUACGGAGGUGCACUGCACCUUCCGCUCCCUGCUCACUGUCCCAGCAGGCAUUCCCAAACAAGUGGAGCGUGUAAAUCUGGGGUUUAAUGCCAUAAACAGGAUCACAACUAGUUCUUUCACAGCGUUAAGAAAGCUGCAAGUUCUUCUGAUGCAUGGAAAUGACCUACACAAUAUCCCAGAUGCGGUCUUCAGAGACCUGGUGUCAUUGGAGGUCCUGAAGAUGAGCUUCAACAAACUGAGAGUGAUCAAAAGAAGCACUUUUCUAGGGUUAUCGAGCUUGAUUCGAAUACACUUGGAUCACAACAAAAUUGAAUUCAUCCACCCUGAUGCCUUCCAAGGUCUGACGGCUCUUCGCCUGGUCAAUCUGGAAGGGAACCACCUACAGCGGCUCCACCCUGCCACCUUUGCGACAUUCUCCCUCCUAGAGCACUUCCAUAUCUCCACCUUGAAGCACCUACACCUUUCAAACAACAGCCUUGCCACUUUGCCCAGGCAGAUGCUGGAGAAGAUCCCACAGCUGGAGAGCCUGUUCCUACAUGGGAAUCCGUGGGCCUGUGACUGCAGGUUAAAAUGGUUCAUUGACUGGAGCACACUUUCUUCAGAUGUGCUGAAGUGCAGGAAAGAUAAAGCUUAUCCAAAUGGUGAGCUGUGUCCAGCGUGUUUUUCACCGAAGCAUUUGAGAAGUAAAGGUAUCAUGGAACAAGAAGAAUUCACUUGCACAGGUCCAGUCAUUAACUCACAUCGAGUCAGUACUGUUCCCCAAGAGAUGGAGAGUGAAAUUCUCUCUUUGGAGCAUUUUAAAGAAACGUUCGGAAAUGUCACACUCAAUCUGUCUGAUGAGCAUGGAAACAAAGUCGAUCUUGACUGCAUUAUUAAUGAAACUCAGGGGUCUACAAAAAUCAGUUGGAACCAUACAAACAGCCAACAGAUUACAGCAAACAUGAGCAUCUUUGUGGAUUUUGAAUGCCCAAUAGAUCGGGCAAACUAUGAGAAAUUGUGGAAGCUCAUCGCAUACUACAGUGAAGUUCCUGUACAUCUACAGAGAGAAAUCAUGCUCACCAAAGAGCCAAAUUUAAGUUAUAGAUACAGACAGGAUAUGGAAAAAGAUGCCUAUUACUACACAGGGGUGAGAGCUGCCAUUAUGGCCCAGCCCUCAUGGCUGAUGCAGUCAUCUGUCAGCCUACAGCUGAAUAGACCUCAUUCGACUGGAAAAAGUGUCAAGUUAAUCUUCGGCACUCGUUUUUCACAAGUGGUUGAUACCGAAAUGAUCAGAAGGGAAGAAAGGACAUGGGUUAUGAUAGAAUCCAAAAAUGACACCAGAACUAUGCUCAGUGCUGUUGUUGGAGGUACAAGUGAAAUGGAUUGCAAUGUACUCAGUUCUGGUCAUCCAGAUAUUACUUGGAUUCUUCCAGAUGGCUCAAAAGUGGUUGCACCUUAUACUAGUGCUAACAAUAGGGUUUCUGUCUCCAGUACAGGAAGACUGAUUAUUAAAUCAGUAGACCACUCAGAUUCUGGUGUGUACUACUGCACUGCUCAGGUGAGGGGCGACCUUGAUGUUCUUCCAUUUCGCCUUUCUGUUGAUGACUCCUCAAGGCCUUCCCCAGGAAAUGAAGAAAGCUCCAAAGUGACUAAAUUAAGUGGGGAGACUCUCUCUCUGCCCUGUAGUGCUUCUGGUACCCCCAAUGCAGAAUUAAACUGGAUCCUUCCUGACAGCAGUGUGAUUAACUUUAAGGGAAGCUCAUCCAGGGCUUCUGUUUAUGCAAAUGGAACAUUACUCAUACCACAGAGUCGUUUGACUGACAGCGGAUAUUACAAAUGUGUGGCAUUAAACUUGCAUGGCAUGGAUUCUGUGGCAACAAAUGUAACUAUUAUACGAAGACAAGGGAUGCAGCCAUUGAGGAGGAUCCCCAUGCGGCCCCAGCCUGCCUCAGGUAUAUCAACAAAAGUAAAAGCUUUGGUGGAAGAAAAUGAGGAGUUGUCUGGGGAUGGUAUUCCAGAAAGAGCAUCUUCUGUUCAUUCACAUUUGCAAAAUCAAAAGCGGAAUCAGAAGAGCAAUGUUCAAGGACAUCCAUCAAGAAAUUCUUGGAGAAGACCAAUACCACGGAGGAAACCAAAUGAGAAAGGUUCCCACAUAGACAAUGGAAAGAAUACAAUAGACCCAAGAAGAAGAAUUAAUGCAUUAAAUAAAAAAAUAGACCCACAGCAAUGGGCUAACAUUUUGGCAAAAAUCCGUGACAGAAAUAAUCCGGGGAGUGAGGAAUUCAAGUCUGUUCCUACCAGUUUACCAACAACGACAGAGAAGAUUAGCAAAGUAUCUGAACCUAAUAAUGACUCCGAAGGAUCUUCCAUUGGUUACACAAACUUACAGGAAGAAAGAGAUUUUGUCGUCUCCACAAUACAGCCUCCAACUGAAAAUGUAAAAUACAACCUAAUCACAAAAACCUCAAUAUCUGAAGACCAGAGCAGCCAUAUAUAUCAAAUAUCUGCCCCACAAACAAAUAUUAACUCAGAUGCUGUCACCACUAGUAGUUAUAUUUUACAUUCCACAUCUGAUCCACAAGUACCCAAUGAUAUUGUCACAAAAAAUUAUAAUGAAGGGAAAUACAACACAGAUGUUCUACAUGUGACAGAACCUGUCCCAACAUGGAAGAUGCAUAGUAGCACACUGGCCAGUAGUUCAUCUAUCGCAGCUCCCAAACAUUUCGUAAGAUCUGGCAGCGAUAUUGAAUCAGAUGGAAGUAAUGAACCUACUAUGACACAAAGUUCAAAAUAUGGUGAUGAACUGUAUCAUGGCCAAGAUAAACAAGUAGAGAUAUUAUCACCUAAACAUAAUUCCAAUGCCGUAACAAGUACAGACAAUAAUGUAAACACAACUCUAUUAACAUCCCUUACAACAGCUCAACCUGAUUCCAAAUUAAAGUAUAUGAUCAACAAAAACAAUAGUUCUCUUCAACUGCUAAUACAAAGUGCUGCCCCAAAUGAAAAACAUACAAGGCAGAGGUCUCAUUCCAACUUGGUCCCAUCGCGCACAAGAAACCCAUUGAAUUCAAAGAGGGUUAGUGGUCGGAAAAGACCCAACAGACUAAGAGCAAGGCCAAAUAAGUCUAACCCAUCUCCACAGCUGCCCACUGCCAGAGUAUGGUUAACCUCAGUAUCUUUUCCAACAGUUAUGGCCAUUACUCCCACUUCCAGACCAGAAACACCAGACACCAAAUCCACAUUACUAAAAGCACCAAUCAUGGUUUCCAUAACUGGCCAUCAAGUGUCACCAAAUAGAAUGACUGAACAGACAGUCUCUUUAAAUCAUCACAGAACUGACGCAGUAUCAAAAACCUCAGAACACAAUAUGUCAUCCAAAAGCCAGGACAUUAGUAAAUCAAGCACCGAGCCUCAGUAUAAUUUCAGAAGUUCCACAAUUACAGCAGUGACUCAAAAAGCUUCUGUGAGUCUGGUAAACGGACCUAAUGAACUGAGUAAAAACAAAGAGGCCUCUGAAGCAUUUCCGACCUCGUUGGCAGGUCCCACAGUCCUUACAUUGGCAGCAGGUCAGGAAGAUUUUACGAGCAAUAGUCUUUCAGCACUUAAUGCUUUUGAAGAGACUUACAGUAAAAAGCCAGCUGAAGACGCACAUUUGAUGCCAAGCCCGAGUGAUUCCACACAGACCUCCCAUGUACAAGCAGAAACUCCAGCAAAACAAGGCCUCAUCAGAACAAACAAUAAGCAUAAAUACGCAAAUUCUGAAGGAAUGACAAAUAAUAAUAAAGACACUGAAAAGAUGCCAUUCCUACCAGCUUCAGUGUCCACAUUAUUCCCUCCCACAACAGGCACUAUGGAAACGUAUGACACAGCUAUCUCUUCAGAUUCACGAAGCCUCCACAUUCCCACAAUUUCAAACAUUUUUGAAGAAAACCAAACACAGAAGGAAAUUCGGCCAAACCAACAAAACCAUGACCAAGUAUUAACAAAAAUCCAAACAAUAGCUCAGUCAAGGCUCACUGAAGGCUCUGUCUUCACUAAAAACAUGUCAGUUAUCACAAGACCAAAACCAAAAAUAAAUGGUGAGGGUCCUACACCAGCAAACCCACCAGCAAGAGAAAAGGAUAAAUUAUUGCCCAAGAAAGACACCAUACCUAGAACAACUGCUACAGCUAAUGAAUCUAACAGGGCAACAACAUUUACAUCAGUAAUCCAGGCGACUGAAUCAAGUGUCACCGAGGCAACUACCAUAUCAAAAGUGACACAUCGACAAGAAGUCAUCUUUACAGACUCUAAAUCUAAGCUUCUACCAGAUUCCCACUUUAACAGAAUGAAUAAUGGAUUACAUAAUAGCUCAGGGAAUGCUGGUGUAAAGUAUGUUUCUGACAGACACUAUGGAACUAAACUCAGCUCAAAUCCAUACCCAUAUUAUCUCUCAGGGAUGCCUGAUCUUAACAGGACACAGGGUAGGACCCAACUACUUAGUAACUCCAGAUUAAACAUUCCAAAAUCAGGAAUUGUGGCAACCUCUGCCACUGUACGAUCAACCAGAAAGACUAUUGCGACUGCUCCCACAAGUACCUCCAGGACAAUAACAUUACCAUCAAGGAUAACAGUUCCUCCGCAUGUUGGUCUGGGUGGUGACACCAAACAUACAAACACUCCAUCUUUCCCGUUUAUUGACCUCACUCAGCGUGUCUCCCAACACCCACAUCAACAACCUUCAAGACCAAUCCAACGUGGAAAGCCAAGAAUCACCACCACUAACCUCCCUAUGAUAUCUGUGAAUGCUGAGGUGGAUGCAGUUUUGCCCUGUGAAACCACUGGGGAGCCAAAACCUUUCCUCUCCUGGACUAAAGUCUCUACAGGGACCAUGCUUGCUCUGAACACCAGGAUCCAGAGGUUCGAGGUGCAUCCAAAUGGGAGCCUCAUCAUCCGAAAUACACAACUGCAGGACCGUGGUCAAUACCUAUGUACAGUGCAGAAUCAGUAUGGAGUGGAUAAGAUGAUGGUCACGCUGAUCGUUCUGGCACAGAAGCCCCAGAUGCUGCAGCCACAUGACCGUGACGUGACGGUGUACCUCGGGGACAGCAUCAAAAUACCAUGCCAGGCACACGGGUUCCCCACCCCCCACAUCUCCUGGAUCAUGCCCGACAGGACCACCCUACACACGGCUGGCGGUGCAGAUCAGAGGGGCACGCUUCUGGGCAAUGGCACGCUUCACAUUAGAUCUGCAAGCUUCACGGAUCGCGGGAUUUACAAAUGCACAGCGGGAAACAUGGCCGGCACAGAUUCUCUCUCCGUGCGGCUGCAAGUCGUCGCCCUGCCUCCCAUGAUACAGCAGCAAAGUCGUGAGAAUGUCACGCUCACUGAAGGCAGGGCAGCCUAUCUCCACUGCUCAGCAAAGGGUGCCCCCCAGCCCACCGUUCGCUGGCUCACGUUCAACGGCACACAGAUCCGCCCCUCUCAGUUUCUCAGCGGCAACCUAUUUGUGUUCCCGAACGGCACGCUGUACAUCCAGAAUCUCUCACCCAGGCACACCGGCAGCUACGAGUGCAUGGCCAGCAAUGUCGUGGGCGUGUCUAGGAGGAACGUGGGCCUGACAGUGACCAGGGUCUCCUCCACAGCCAAAAUCACCUCUGCGUCUCCGCUGAACAAUGACGUCACGUACGGAGGGAAGCUACGCCUCGACUGUACUGCUGCUGGAGAUCCAGGACCUAAGAUCAUAUGGAGAACCCCAUCCAAGAAGCUAGUUGAUGAACAUUAUAGUUUUGAUCCUAGGAUCAAAGUCUUCAAUAACGGGACGCUGACAGUCGAGGCAGUAACCGAAAAGGAUGAGGGCGACUACUUGUGUGUUGCCAGAAAUAAAAUGGGACAUGAUUAUGUGCUUCUCAAGGUUAGUGUAAUGAUGAAACCGGCUAAGAUUGAGUACAAACAGCUGACCAAUCAGAAGGUGUCAUAUGGCGGAGCCUUAAAGGUUGACUGCAUCACAUCCGGCCUUCCCAACCCGGAGAUCAAGUGGAGUCUGCCAGAUGGUACCAUGGUAAACAGCAUCAUGCAGUCUGAUGACAGUGGAAUUCGCACCAGUAAGUAUGUGGUCUUUGACAAUGGGACCCUCUACUUUAACGAUGCCGGAAUGAAGGAGGAGGGAGAUUAUACAUGUUACGCUGAGAAUCAGAUUGGGAAGGAUGAGAUGAAAGUCCACAUUAAAGUGGUGACAGCAGCUCCCGUCAUCAAAAACAAAACCUACAACACCAUAAGAGUUCCGUAUGGCGAGUCAGUGUCUCUAAGCUGCAGUGCUAAAGGGGAACCAACUCCAACUGUUAUGUGGUUUUCUCCCACAAACCGUGUUAUCACCCGUGUAUCCGAAAAGUAUGAGGUACAUAAUGACGGGACAUUGGUGAUCCAGAAAGCCCAGAGGUCUGACAAUGGCAACUAUACCUGUACGGCACGCAACACUGCAGGGCAGGAUCGAAAGGUCAGCAGAGUAGAAGUGCAAGUCUCUCCACCUACUAUUAAUGGCAUGAAGAAUGGGGUGAACAUAGUCCGCCAGACGGCCUUUAAGGAUCAGUCUACACUGUUGCACUGCAAUGCAGAUGGGAUGCCCAUGCCGAGGGUUUUGUGGAUUUUGCCGGAGAAUGUUGUCCUCCCCUCUCCAUACUCCGGGAGCAGAAUAACAGUCCAUCGUAAUGGAACUCUGGAGAUCCGUUUCCUCAGGAAAACAGACUCGGUUGAGCUGAUCUGUAUCGCCCGUAAUGAGGGAGGGGAGGCAAGGUUAGUGGUCCAUCUGGAUGUGAGAGAGGUUGUAGAGCUGCAGAAACCACAGCUCAAGAAUCCUAGAGCUGAGACCAUGUUGCUCAUUAUUGGGAAAGCCAUGAGUCUGAACUGCACUUUUGAGGGUACUCCAACUCCAGAGAUUACCUGGAUUCUCCCCAACGGUUCUCCACUUCAGCGUGGGACCCAGUUCUCCAGGUUGUUCCAUUCAACAGAUGGAUCUCUGCACAUCCAGAAUCCCACAGUGUCGGAGGCUGGGACGUAUCGUUGUGUGGGUCGAAAUCCAGCAGGAUACAGUGAACGAACCAUCACCCUGGAACUUGUGAGAAAUCCAGAAAUCAGCAACAAGUACAACACCAUAGUGAACACUGUCUAUGGUGAGAACAUACUGCUUCAUUGCCUUUCCAAUGGUAACCCACCUCCUAAGCUGUCCUGGACCCUACCUAGUGGUGUGGUUUUAACCAGGCCACAGAGGAUGGGCCGUUACAUGGUUAUGCAGAACGGAACCCUUAUGGUACAGCAGGCCACUGUGUACGACAGGGGAACUUACACCUGUAGGUCAAGCAACGAGUAUGGUGCUUCAUUGUUGUCAGUACCCGUGAUGGUGGUCUCCUACCCACCCCGCAUCACCAGCGGGCCCAGCCCGGUUACCUAUGCCCGGUUUGGUGUCGCAAUUCAACUGAACUGCAUGACCAUGGGAAUCCCAAAGGCGGACGUGAUCUGGGAGCUGCCCAAUAAGACGCAGAUAAUGGCCAGCAGCCAUCCACGUCUUUUUGGGAACAAGUACCUGCACCCCCAGGGGUCGCUGAUCAUUCAAAACCCAUCAAGGAGCGACAUGGGCUCCUACAAAUGUACCGCUAAAAAUGUAGUGGGAAGUGACUCGAAAACAACCUACUUGCAGGUGUUCUGAUUAACAGACCUAUUCAGGUGCCCAAGAAACUGCAGGCGUGCAGGUCGUCUUGAAGACAAACAUGGAAUUAUAGUACAUUAUGAACUAACCCAAAAGCUGAAUCCAGUGAAAGCAAUUAGUUUUUUUUUUUUUCUUGGAAGACAAUAUGAUGGCGCAUGAAAAAAAUUGGCUGUUUAUCUGGAGUAUUUCAGGGAUUAAAAUAAAAACUGCUGUUGAGGUGUCCAUCACCAGCCCUAAAACAUAACUCAGUGUCAAUUACGAAAACUUUAUUAUGGCAUUUAAUUAAAUUAAACUUUCUAUGAAUUUUUGUGAAUAAUAUUAAAUAUUUUAGAAAUCUCUUCCAACAGUGGACUUACGGGCUAAUAUGUAUUGGCAUUUUGUAUUUAUGUAUUCAGAUUUUUCUUUUUUUGAUUGAUUGCCUUAUUUUUGGUUGUUUUAUUAUUUUUCGGAGAAAAAUCAGCCCCAUCAUUUGCUUAUAUUUGUAUGCUCCAUCUAGGACAGUUCAAAAAGAGUAGUUUUAAAUGUAGAAAUGAUCAGCGUGCCCCGUUUUACAGUUAUACCUGUUCAUUCAUUUUGAAUCCAGUUUAGCAAACUGUUUAUAAUUCAUAGGACAUGUAACAAAGUCUGUUCUGUUUUCCCCACUUUCACUUUCACAAUUAAUGAACAGCCAUAAAACAGAAGAUGUCCUUAUAAACACAAAGUAAUAAAGUACAGAGCUGAGCAGUCCCUUAUUAAUGUUAACUGACAAUGAAAAACAGUUCUUGUUUUACAGAAUCGAGUAGUAAUGACAUUGUACAGUAAUUUAUGUAUGACUUUAUGGUGGUCUUAGCACAUAAAACAACAACUUAAUAUUCCUAUCUUCAACAUACUGUACUGUUUCUGUUUUUAAAUUAUUUGUCUUUGGAAGACAUUUGCAUUUAAAUAUGUUUAAGGUAAGUCAAGAUCAUCUUGAAGUCCACUGUAAAGUAACUGUCAUGUUUUGUAUAUUUUAAUUGUUUUUAAUAAAGCAUAAAAUUGUA
This is a messenger RNA of Brienomyrus brachyistius, 9238 nucleotides long. RefSeq names its product matrix-remodelling associated 5a (gene mxra5a). Gene Ontology annotation, cellular component: extracellular region. The transcript has 7 exons. NCBI's taxonomy places the organism in Eukaryota, Metazoa, Chordata, Actinopteri, Osteoglossiformes, Mormyridae. The record is from RefSeq and is a predicted model, not a curated record. The coding region runs from base 462 to 8219 and encodes 2585 amino acids. Gene Ontology annotation, molecular function: protein binding.